UGUAUAACAAACAAAAUAUUAUACCUACAACUAAUUUGGAUAAAUGGCCAAACACUAGUUUUAAAAUAGAUUAAAACGCAACUUAGAAAUUAUUUUAAUAGGGAACAUUUUAAAAUUAUCAGGAACACUCAUAUAGAAACUACUAGCGAAAUGGCAUUUUGUGACCGCAGCAAGGCCAAGGGUUACUUUAUACCCUUCAAAGAUGUCUUCAAAAGCACACGAACGGGGAUCUGUCAAGCUACAACAGUGGCAAAACUUUCUGAUGAGCUCGCCAAUGGAGCAACUAUGCUGGAAGCCCAGGAAGUAGCGAAUAGCUGGGGCUGUACAUUCCCAUUGUCGCCUGAUUCGCAUCGUAUAGGAAUGCAGAAAGGAUCGCCUGAGAAUGCCAUGUACAAUGAUGUUCGCUUGCACAUUAAGAUUCCAAGAUCCCCAAAAUUCGGUAAAGAAAUAAAGAAGAUAAAGCGCAUGGCAAAGGGUUCCUCAACUGUGCAAAAAUAUACGUCCCCACCAACAUCUGAAAGUGCUCGUAUAACCAUUAAGCGAGCGGUGGUUGCCCGCAAAUCUCCCCUCUCAUCAACGCCUAAAAAGACAACUAAGAGCAAAACUGGUAAAAGCAUUAGGCGAUCGGGUAUAGAAAAAUCUCCGUGUACACCUUCGACUGGGAGUCCACCGAAAAUCAUUAAGCGCGCGUUAAAGAGCCACAAAACUUCCGCCAAGAAGAAGACUCCGAAAUCGGCUUCUACAGCAUCCCCAGAUGUGACACCUAAUAAGGCACCUCGCAUGGGCAUAAAGCGAUCACCGCAGCUGCAAAAAUCUUCAUCUAAACAAUCGCCUAAGCGGAUAUUAGGUGGAAAUAAUCACAUGAUAAUUAUACAACCCUUGGAGGUGGACAAAUUUGAAUUUUCGUCAUCCCCAGAUGUGUCCCCUAUUAAAGACUCUAGCAUGGGCAUAAAGCGAACACAAAAGAUGCCAAAGCCUUCAUCUUCAGGUGAAAAUAAUCGCAAGAAGAACUACCAAGAGUUACAGAAAUCUCCUGUCCUUGUUACGACUGGAGAUAGUCCCAAGCCGAAGAAGGCAUUGUUGGAAACCAACAAGUCUCCAGAUGGUAUAUUUAAACAAAAUCGUCGCACGAACCUAAAGCCCAGAACGGAGAUUCUCAAAUCCCCAACAACCACAUCGUCGGAUGAGAGGUUAACUGAAUACCCGGAGCUUUAUCCAAUGUCAUCGCCUGAAAUGAACUAUAAUAGCGAUAUCAUGUCAUCGCUUUCUCCAUUUUCCACCCCUUCCUCUGCCGACGCUUCUUCUGGGCCUUAUCGUAUGACCAGAAGACGAUCUGCAGAAUUCCAUAUAUCACCAUACGAAUCGUCACCGGAAUCAUGUGCAGGCAACAAGAAGCGCUCCAUUUAUGAUUCGACAUCCGAUGAGCUACGUAAUAGGAAACGCCUUUUGAACUUAAUGAUUGAAUCAUAUUUGCGCAGGACAUCUUCCUCCAUCGAUUUCGAUACGCCCACCAACGUCAAGCGAAAUCUGGAGACUAACAAACAUUCUCUAAUGUCAUCAAAGUCCCAGAAGGAACAAAAGAAUCGCAAUGUCAAGUCCUGGAACUGGACCUUCGACGACUGGUUGGCAUACAAGAAAAAGCAACGUCAGGCGGAGUUGAAGCGACAGGAGGAAGAACGUGCCUACCGGGAUUUCUGGACGGCAAAGCGUAAGGAAAUUUCAGAGGGUGCCCAUCAAUCGUGGCUGAGGAAAAAGCAGCGUGAGGCGGAGGCAAAACGCGUACAGAGUCACAUGCAGCUGGCGGCUCUAAAUGCCAGCAAUUCGCUCAAGAAUAAUCCCAUUAAAGCAGCCCCGGCCAAACCUAAACGAAAUGUAUCCCAGGAAAUGAUCAAGCAGGAGCUCGAAUCUUGGCACCUGAAGAAGAUCGAGAUCGAGAAGGCCAAGCGCAAGGAGCAACAACUGGCGUUGCUUAAGCAAGAAGAGGAACAGUUCAAUCGCCAAAGAAAGUCCGAAAUGGCCUUCAAGAAGUGGUUCAGUACUGUCCACACAAAGCCCAAGCCGGUGCCAAUGAACCAGGGACUGUACUCGUUGCGUAGCACCAUCUCAAAGCUGUAUGUGAAUCCCCAACCCUGGGUUACAGUUUAACACAGAAACACAUUUUACGGAAAAUUGUAAGAAAUACAGAAAAAAAAUUAGUU
This is a messenger RNA of Drosophila guanche, 2198 nucleotides long. RefSeq names its product inner centromere protein-like. The record is from RefSeq and is a predicted model, not a curated record. The transcript is spliced from 3 exons. The coding region runs from base 151 to 2145 and encodes 664 amino acids. NCBI's taxonomy places the organism in Eukaryota, Metazoa, Arthropoda, Insecta, Diptera, Drosophilidae.